UACUAUGGCAACAUUUAUAAACGCCAUUUUUGUAAAAAUCAAGUUCAACAAGAAUCAAAGAAUUUUUCCAUUCUCAUUUAUUUCAGUUUUCAGUUAAAUAUUUCUUCUUGUCUUGUGAUAUUGUGAUUUUCUGCUCUGCGGCUAUAUUCCGUUAUCGUUACUUAAAAAAAGAAGUACACAAUCACCGACAUCAAGGAACAAUGAGUGACUCGCCAGAUCAAAAUGAACCACCAAAAGAUCCAAAAGAAUUGGAAAAGUUAGAAGAAGCAAAACUAAAGGCCAAAUUCCCAAAUGCAAUGUUGGGAAGGGGUCCAGGAGGCCAUUCGGCAUUCCUUCAAAAGAGGCUUGCUAAAGGGCAAAAAUUCUUCGACUCUGGUGACUAUCAGAUGGCGAAGCAGCGGCCGGCGAACCUCGCGGCGCCGUUCAAAGCGCCCGCCGUCCCCGCCAAGAUUCCCACCGGAGACGCCAUCCCCACGCCCGACACAGUUCCCGUUAGAAAGACGUCUAUCAUACAGCCCAAGUUCCAGCCACCGAGCCAGACAUCCUAGCCCGUCGCGGUGUCGGUUGGCGUCCGCACGCGCCUCUCAUAAUUACAUAUUAUCAUUUCGCUUACGCGUCGCAUUACGACAUGCUUUUCAUUCUAUCAAUCGAGCAUAAAAACCCCUAUUUACAAUGAUCAUUCAUUUAUAUAUAUUUCAAGUAAUAUCAGCUAUGUUUUUAUUGAUGAGUUCCAUUAAUCAAAGUUUUUAGAAUAGAAUUAAAACCACGUGACUUAUAAUUCGCCCAAUGGCGUCGUACCACAGAUACAAAAUGAUAACUUUUAUUGGCGGAAUAACGAGUCACGUGAUGUUUUUUUAUUCAUCCACUUUUAAAUAGCUACAAGUUUUGUGCAUUGACACCUCAUCCUUAAAGUGACUUGUAUGUUUUUUUGUUAUCUAGACAUGUUUUCAUUAAAACUAUUAAGGCAACUUUGCAGUGCAGUCAUAACUUCAAGCAACAAGGUAGGUUUUUAUACUCAUUAUCGUAUCAAUGUCUGCACUCUAUUGUAGUAUUUGUGUUAGUUUAGUUUUCAUCACGUAUCUCCUUUAGAGCACAGAAUGUUUUUGACCAUGUGAUUCACAAUUAUUUCGAUGGUACAUAUAAAUGUUCUAUGUUGAAAUUUUAACGAAACUUUUAUAAAAACAACUGUUAUAUUAAUGUAUAAAUUUAGAUAUAGUGAAGUGGGUGGGGAUGUGUGUAUUUCUGUUGUGCAAGUUACAUUCGUUUGCCUAAACUGUUGUUGUCAAUAUGGAUAGAAGUAAUAGAGACGUGCUUACUUUGGAAAAUUAUUUAUGCGUAUUUUUCAUUUUAAUAAAAGAUUUUAUAUCAAACUAACACAUCUUGUUACUUCUCUUAAAUUUAAUUUUCUCCUUGUUGACGCCCAAGUUAUAAUACCUGCAUUCAAUAUUUCAUUGAUAUUUUUAAUAAAAUGAAAAACAUUAAUAAAUUCCUCAUAGCAUAUCCAUUUCAUGUAACUUCGCUGUACAUACUCGUAAAAUGUGUGUCCUUAUAGAAUCAUUCGAAAAUUAUGAAUUCAUUGAAUGUCAUUGUAGUACAUUAGGAUCAUAUAAACUUGUAUUGCAUUAUGAUGAUAUCUCAAGGUUAAUUUGAACUCAUCCAGUUUUUGUAUGCGAUCUGUGAUGUGCAUUCUAGCAUUGACCAUUAAUAUAAAUUGAUUGCUUGUUUGUAAUAUCUUUAUUGCACAGAAAUUUACACAGUUCAAGAAAUAGUAAAUAUUUAUAAAAGAAAUAAAUCACUUACUUAUUUUAACAUUAUCCAAAAUUUCGUUUUUGGCCACACAAAGCUAUGUUAACAAUGAGUAAUUUUUUUUAAAUCCAGCACAAUAACUGGAUAAGUCUACAUUAACUUUUAUAAUUGAUUGUAAAGGCAGUAUCACAAGGUCUCUGUACAUAAUUGCCAUAAAUAAUAAUUGAUAAUGUGUUUAAAGUAAGGCGAUAAAUUGUUAGUUCUCUAGUACAGCUGUGGGAUGUAUUUAGAUAGAUAUUGACGUCAUUGAAGAAUUGACUUUAUUUUUGUAAUGAACGUAAUAUGUCGUUUUAUUAGUAUAUGUUAAUUGUUAAGAGCACUAUUAUUUUGGGUCAAUAUAAAGAACAGCAUUACGCCAGUCAUAAAACUUUCGCUAAUAUUGUCACAGAAUUCAACGAAACACCGAUUUAUUACUACGCCUAUUGGAUGGGCCAGUACCCAGUGAACGUGCUAGGCGAGGCAAGGUGUCCUAAAUCGGCCCAAACUUGAGAAAAAAUUUUGUAAGCAGACAAGUCAUUGUUGAACCUUAUUCCAUUGUAAUUUAUAUCAUUUUUCUUUAUUAUUGUCUUGUGUUAAAUAUAGCAAUGAUAGGUAAAUCCCAAGUUGCACAGAGGCGUAAAAUUGUUUCAUGUGAUCGCACAGGUGUGAUAUAUGUACCGGAGUAAGGGAAUGUCGGAGUUAGGGUGUAUAAUUAAAAUAAAUUCUUGGUAUAA
This is a messenger RNA of Amyelois transitella, 2519 nucleotides long. RefSeq names its product cAMP-regulated phosphoprotein 19 (gene endos). The transcript has 5 exons. The record is from RefSeq and is a predicted model, not a curated record. Gene Ontology annotation, cellular component: cytoplasm. The coding region runs from base 201 to 548 and encodes 115 amino acids. NCBI's taxonomy places the organism in Eukaryota, Metazoa, Arthropoda, Insecta, Lepidoptera, Pyralidae. Gene Ontology annotation, molecular function: protein phosphatase inhibitor activity.